UCUCCGCCCCUUCUCUUCCCUAACCUGGUUUAGAGUAAUUGAUAGCUCUUACCGAGCAAAGGAUUGGAAACUUACCGCAGAGAACAGAAGCUGUGAACCAGCCUAGAGAAUGGACACCAAAACCCCCCCGGACAUUAGCUAGGCUUGUCUCAGACUAGAAGUACCAUGUUGGAUUUUUUGCAUGAACUCCUGAGUGUUUGCAAGAAGAAGUAUGGAAUGGCUGUGAGAGAAGCAGACAGAAGUGUGCUGCAGCUUUAUGAACAAAUUUUCUUAGUUGAGUAGGUAUUUGUAGAUUCAGAGUCAGGAAGAUAUGUAUUAGUACACACUGUAGUUGAAAAAGAAAACAUCUGUAGGUGAGAGUGAUGAAGAGAGACCAAGACAUGCUAGCUACAGUGAGAGAGUAAACUGGGGCAUCUUGAGAAGAAAGCAAAUUUGUGGGGAGGCAAGAAGAGUGAAGUCCAGACAGGCUUUGAAGAAAAGAAGUGAUUGAAAAGGAAACUGAAAAGAAGAAACAGCAAUGGAGUGUGGUGAAAGUUUUCUGAGUGGAACCGGGGAACUGGAACUGGAUCCAGACAUCGUAAGCGAGGAGGCAGGAAAACUGUACUCAGAACUCCAGUCGGUUGUGGAGACUCAUGGGGCUGAUGUGGUGGAGUCGUUGCUGCCCAUCCUGGUGUGGGUUCUGGAAGGACUGGCCAGCUGCCGAGCACAGCUGAGAGAGAAGGAAGAGGUGGCAGAGAAGGAGAAAGGAGAGAGAGAAGACUUAUUGGAGAGGUAUGAGAAGGAGAGGACAUUAAGGAGAGAGAGCCAAGAGCGCUAUCUGGAGCUAGAUGACCAGUUUGAGCAGGAAAGGCGGGCAAUACGUGGAAGAGAGAAGGAGAGGGAGAGGAGAGAGAGAGAGCUGGAGAAGAAAGCCAGAGAGCAAGCUGACCAAUUGGUGGCUUUGGAAGAGCAGAAAGCGGGUUUGACCAGAGAAUUAAACACAUUGAAACAUACACAUAACAAGUUAGUGCUGACGUAUCGUGAUUUGCUAGAGAAGAAAAAGGAGCUAGAGAGGGAAGGGUCCCCUCUAAGGAAUCGCAUUCGCUCCAAAAGCACAGAGGCUCCAUCCAAUCCUGGGCAACCAGAAAUCACAGUAACGCAACAGCAUGAGCUGACACCUGAUGUUGCCUCUGACCCCACUUCAUCCGAAAUGGCAGCUACCAAGGACAGCAAAGUGAUCAUAGCUGAGCCUCUCAGUGAUCCGUCCUUUAUCAAUGACAUCAUAAGCUCUACCCCUGAGCUGGCUCAGUUUCAAGGGCUUGUUGAAGCAAGCACUCCUGUUCGAGCAGGAGAAGGUAGACUGAACCACAGUCUGGUGGAGGAGGUGUGUCAGAGCAAGGAGAAGGCAGAGGAGGAUGAUCAAGAAGAGCAGGAGCGAGAGGGAGAGGAAAGCGAGGACAAGGAGAACGAAAAGAACCUGGAUAGUCUGGAGUGGGAGAUAAUGAGGAACACAGAUUCCGUCUUCUCUGAGCUCUCAGAACUCAGCCGAGAGUAUGCAGAGAGUGUAGACCAGGGGGUCAGUGUGAGAGGCAGUACAGACCAGUUUGAAGAGAUUCUUUCACAGUUUGAGGAACUGAAACACACUCAUGAGAUGGUGGACACUGCUCGAAAGGCUCUUAUUUCACGUGUAGAAGAACUGACCAAUGAGAGAUCUGCUCUGAACCUUGAGCUCGCAUCCUGCCAAGAAACCAUUGCCCGACUAAAGGGAAAAAACAAAGAGAUGGAAGACGAGACCAAGCGACUGCGUAAAGAGCUGGAGACCUUCCAGGCUGAGGACACUGAUUCUUCUCUGCCUAGCUCACGUCGUCGUUUUUCUCGUUCUGAGAUGGCUCGUGUGGUCAUGGAGAAGAACCAGUACAAAGAACGACUGUUUGAACUACAGGAAGCUGUUCGGCGUUCUCAGGCUCUUAGGGUCGCUAAGGAAGGAAAAAUCCCAGAAGACAAACAAAGCAGUGUGUGGAAGAGGUUUAACCGAUUCCUUGGUUUGACUAAGGAUCAGCUUGCUCCAGCUGCAGCUUUGGCCCUUACUGUCCCGCCAGUUCCAUGUCCAUCUCCUUGCUCACCAGUGGGCUCUCCGCAUCAUCUGUCUGUCGAUGCAGCAAAGACAGAGGGUUCGCUGUCUCCCAGGCUGAGGAGGAAGGAGCUGUACCGGGAGAUCCGCACUCAUGUGUGGGGAACUCUGGGCACACGGCAAAUGAAUGGCUGGAGCAUGCCGCUGUCACACACAAAUUCACAGAAUGCAGAGCCGCAUUUGGAGCCUAAAGACGUACCUGUCUUCACACAGUUGAGAAUGCUUGACCAAAGAGAUGCUUCUGCUAAGCUGACCUGUGCUGUAGCUGUGCCACCAGAGGUUUCAGGAGAACAGAACUGUUCUGUCUGGACCAUCACUGGACCUGCCUCCAGCAGUGACGUCACAGUGAUUGACCCAGCACGGUCCAAUACCGUCCUGGACCAGUUCAGCCUCCCGCCCACCUCUCCGGCUCUGUGCAUUUGUGCUGUCCCUCCCACUGGGGAAACUUCUGGCACUGUAUGGAUCGGAACACAGGAUGGAAGUGUGCUUGUUCAUUCAGCCUCUGCCUCUAGGACACGUUUGCAGUCUGCCAAUCUCUCAGAGGGUGUGCAUUCUCUCACAUUUUCACCAGGUCAUGUGAUUGCUGGAUUAGGCAAUGGAAUGCUUGCAUUUUUCAGUCACCGUUCAGGUGGAUGGGAUCUUCAGUCACAUGAAGCCUUUUCAGUGGGUACAGGCCCUUUGCAACCCAUUCGCUGUUGCCUAGCAAAGCACAGCUGUCUGUGGGUGGGAUACUGGAAUAAAGUUUACAUGGUUGACGUCCAGAAUCGGAAAGUGGAGAAGUCCUUUACAGUGUCGCAACGGAGUGAGCAGCAGGUGCGCUUUCUGUGUGCAGCAGGAAGUGGAGUUUGGGCUUCCUGUCGUCUCGAUUCUACCCUCAGGCUUUUUGAUUGGACGACUGGACGCCCUCUACAGGAGGUCGAUGUGUCCUCUAUGAUUACUAAAGCUCUAGGUGCUGCAUUCCUGUCCAUGUCACCUCUUCAGAUCACUGCCAUGUCUGUGGUCAGUGGGCGGCUGUGGGUGGGCACAGGGAGUGGGGCCAUUUUGUCUGUCCCACUGUCACUCAGUUCAGAGUCUUCCAUCCCGUACUGCUCUCUGGCUUCCGCUCAGUUGUCUUUCCAUGGGCACCGUCAAGCAGUUAAAUUCAUCAUCUCUGCUCCAGGCUGCCGUAGUUGCUCUUCCACAGUGGAUGGUGCUCCUAGUUCUCAUCUCAUCCUCAGUGGAGGAGAGGGCUACAUCCAUUUCCGUCUGGGGGAUGAUGGUAGUGAUGGAACUGGCGAGUCUGUUCUACUGCGGUCGGAACGAAGUCACAUGAUCAUUUGGCAGAGUCCGACCCGCCCCGUUCCUAGUUCCUGCCUUUGAGAACAGAUCCAUUUAAAGCUAUGCUAUCAGUCUCAACUCUUCUUACUUUUGUUUGUGUACUUUUUGUGCACAUUUUACACAUUUCGCCUUUGUCUGUAGCCCUGUCUCGUUUUGUAAGUCAAGCCCUUUAACAAAGCCAAAGUUGGUAAUAAGUAAUGCAAAUGCACAUGACACAUGCAUUAUUUAUACUAACUGGGUAUCCUUAGCACUCAUUGUUGAUAAUUCAGCAAUGGUAUAUGUUUGAGAAAAAGACAAAGAAAGAAAGAAAAAAUUAUUGCAGACAAGACCACAUUUUACUGAGCCACAACCAAUAUCUGAUUUGUUUUUUUGGCAGUUAGGGAUUGAUAAUGUGUUUCAGAUUUCUCUGUGUCUUAAUCUUUGCUUAUAAAUGUUGCAGUGCAGUUUUGUUCCUGGUUUUCUUUUAUUUUCUGUGUUUAAAGACUCAGACUCACUACUGGAAAGUUUUUGUUGUAUUCAUUACAAAAUGCCACCCAGGUCUGUUUUUUUUUUCUUUAAUUUCUGAAUUGCACCAGACUACAUGUUUUGAAAGCUAUAUUUAUUGAUACCAUGUCAUCUCAUAUAUGUUCCUCUACUUUUCUUAAAAGGCAAGGCUUGUAUGUUUGUUGUGUGUUGUCUUGCAAAGGGGGGCAUUUUGACAACUUCUGGGCAGAAUCUGACAUUUCUGGUCCGUGUAAAUGUGAGUGUGGAGAUGUCAAAUGUUGCUCUCCAAAGUGAAGCUGCUAAUAUAAGCUCAGCACAGCAGCCUUUGUGAUGAAUCUGUGUAAACAUAGGUCAUUUGAGAUCAUUUCAGACUUCGUCUAUUUGCCUUGCCAGCAAAGUGAAACAUGCAGGUUUGUGUCGACACACUAAAUUAAUAAAUUCUUGUCAGAUUGACAAUCUGUUCAAUUUAGACGAGGCCUGUAGAAGAUGUGGAAAAUACAUCUCAAGUGGAUCACAGUUUCAUUUUUGUAACUGGAAACAUUCUGUAUGUCUGUGGUGUCUUUGUAAUCUGAAGUGAUUGUUCUUGAGAGAUUUGCCUGUGAUGAGAUUUUGCAGUAUUUGAGCACAAAUGAGUGAACAGUGAGUGUUUGACAAGAACAGAAAAAAUAUGUGAUGAGAGAUUUGUUUGGAAAAUAUGCAGUAUUUUUAAUAAAAAAGAUUUUGAUUCAAA
Messenger RNA from Colossoma macropomum (tambaqui), 4640 nucleotides. RefSeq names its product C-Jun-amino-terminal kinase-interacting protein 4. The record is from RefSeq and is a predicted model, not a curated record. The coding region runs from base 518 to 3469 and encodes 983 amino acids. The transcript has 28 exons. NCBI's taxonomy places the organism in Eukaryota, Metazoa, Chordata, Actinopteri, Characiformes, Serrasalmidae. Gene Ontology annotation, biological process: vesicle-mediated transport. Gene Ontology annotation, cellular component: cytoplasm. Gene Ontology annotation, molecular function: MAP kinase scaffold activity; kinesin binding; JUN kinase binding.